Ananas comosus (pineapple) is the source of this 1456-nucleotide messenger RNA. Its product is annotated as pyruvate dehydrogenase E1 component subunit beta-1, mitochondrial. Gene Ontology annotation, molecular function: pyruvate dehydrogenase (acetyl-transferring) activity. The coding region runs from base 129 to 1262 and encodes 377 amino acids. Gene Ontology annotation, biological process: pyruvate decarboxylation to acetyl-CoA. The record is from RefSeq and is a predicted model, not a curated record. The transcript is spliced from 15 exons. Lineage: Eukaryota; Viridiplantae; Streptophyta; Magnoliopsida; Poales; Bromeliaceae.
GCAAAAACGCUCCCCCAAACAUAUUACUACAGCUACCUCCUCUUAUCUCUUAUCUCUCUCUCUCUCUCUCUCUCUCUCUUCAAUCUCUUGCGAUUUUUCUCGCGCCUUCCCAUCUCACUGCAGCGACGAUGUUGGGGGUUGCGAGGCGAAAGAUCGCAUGCGAAAGCAUCCCUGCUGCGAUUUUAGGGCAGGCCUUGCAAAGGAUUCGGCCUCUCGGAUCCAUUUUGCCGAGGAAUUACUCGAAUGGAGCAAAAGAGAUGAUGGUGCGUGAAGCUUUAAACUCGGCGCUCGAUGAGGAGAUGUCCGCGGACCCCAAAGUUUUCCUGAUGGGGGAAGAGGUCGGGGAGUAUCAAGGCGCCUACAAGAUCACCAAGGGUUUGCUAGAGAAGUACGGCCCUGAUAGAGUGCUCGAUACUCCCAUCACAGAGGCUGGUUUUACUGGAAUUGGUGUCGGUGCGGCGUAUCAUGGCCUUCGACCUAUUGUGGAAUUCAUGACAUUCAACUUCUCCAUGCAGGCCAUUGACCACAUCAUCAAUUCUGCUGCAAAGACAAACUACAUGUCGGCUGGUCAAAUAUCUGUUCCUAUUGUUUUCAGAGGACCAAAUGGUGCUGCUGCUGGUGUUGGUGCCCAACAUUCUCAGUGUUACGCAGCUUGGUAUGCACAUGUUCCCGGAUUGAAGGUGCUAAGCCCCUAUUCAGCUGAAGAUGCUCGAGGCUUGCUAAAAGCAGCUAUUAGGGAUCCAGAUCCUGUCGUUUUCCUUGAAAAUGAGCUUCUCUAUGGGGAGUCGUUUCCUGUAUCAGCUGAAGUUCUCGAUUCCAGUUUCUGUCUCCCAAUCGGGAAAGCCAAGAUAGAGCGGGAAGGAAAACAUGUCACAAUUACGGCAUUCUCGAAGAUGGUUGGGUACGCACUGAAGGCUGCAGAGAUAUUAUCGAAGGAGGGCAUCAGUGCUGAGGUCAUAAAUCUCCGCUCGAUUAGGCCGCUGGACAGAGCUACCAUCAAUGCUUCUGUUAGGAAAACCAACAGACUGGUGACUGUUGAAGAAGGUUUUCCUCAGCAUGGCGUUGGGGCCGAAAUAUGCAUGUCUGUAGUUGAGGAAAGUUUCGAGUAUCUUGAUGCGCCGGUGGAGAGGAUUUCAGGAGCUGACGUUCCCAUGCCUUAUGCUGCUAACCUUGAGAGGCUGGCUGUUCCACAGGUUGAGGACAUAGUUCGCGCGGCAAAGAGGGCGUGCUACAGGUCGGUUCCCAUGGCAGCAACUGCAUAGAUGAAACAGCACUUCUCUGCGAAUGGCUUGUUUUGUUUUCUUUAUAUAGUUUAGAAGAGAUAAAUAACAAAAUUGUUUAAUGUGAUCUUUGCCACAAGUGAGCUAAUUUUGCGCAAUCAUAGCAAUCUAUGAUAAAGGAUUGUAACCGGUUCUUUUUACAUCAGUUGGUUGAUUGGGACUUCUAUUGUGCGAUA